AUGAAUAUAUUUAAGUCAAUAAAGGAAAGUCCAGGCUCAUGGCUAUUUAAAUCACCCAAAAGACGAAAGAAGGAAUGGCUUCAACGACAACUAAAUUUACGCCGAAAGAUGAGAACACAAACAUUUUCAUCUAAAAGACCGCAACUAAUCCGUCAUCGGGACAAUGCACCAAAUAGAUUGUUGACAUCGCCUAAACGGUUGGAGGCAAGUCUGUCAACAUCCCAAAUGGAUGGUAUCUCAACAGCUCAUGCUAGGAAUCAAACUCGAAGUUCAUCGGAGAGGAUUGCAAAAAGUCGAAGAAGCCAUCAGACAGCUAAAACAGCAAGAAGUAUUGUGGAAGAAGAUUUGACGAAACGCUUACAACAAAUGGAUUACAAGUUGACACCCACAAAAACUGCGAAAACAAGAUCUGAGAGAUCUGGAAGGUCUAUUACAACUUCAAGCGGCAGAUCAAGCAAUUCAAAAACACUAAAUAGCAGUAGUAGUGGUACAUCAGUAAGAAGUUCGAGACGUCGACAUGUGGAAUUUGUCGAAACGUCAAAAUCACCAUCUAGCCAAAGCCAAAGGACACGACAUCAGAAGUUCAAUAAACGAAGUUUUGCAAACAAGCCUAAAUAUUCCAACAAAAGUAACCAUCAGCUAUUACAGAGACAUCAGAAAAUGGAUGAAGAUAGCAAAUAUCACUCCCAAUCACAAAGUGUUAAUCAUAACAUAACUGAUAGCACUGUUACCGCUCGUAGUAUUUCGAGGCAAUCAAAGGGAAAAUUAUCAUCAGAAUCCGAAAAAGGAAUUUUAGAAUCCGAAGUAAAUGAGGGAAUUUCUGCACGAAGCUUAAAAGACAAAAGAGUGAUCAGUAAUAGACGAAAAAGAAGAAAAAAACAAUUAACAAAGGUAGAUGACUUACGAAAAAUGAAAAGCAAAGAAGAAGGAAAUUUGAAGAAGGCAUUAAACCAUCGAUUAAAGUUGGAGAAGAAAUUUGAAAAUGAGAAGGAAGAAUUUAUAAAAAGAAAGAAGAAAAAGAAGGAGAAGAAGACAAAAGAACAAUUAGGAAAACAUAAAAAGAGGACGAUUAAGCAUUUAUCAAAUACUUCAACUGAUGAUAAAGUAAAAAGAAGUUCAAUUGAAAGGUCAAAUGAAAAAUUAACCAAAACAUUGCCAUUGUCAUUUUCAAAAAGUAAAAAAUUAAGAAAAAAUCAUCAUGAUGAUAGAGAUUUUAGUCAAGAAAUGAUAAAGACUGCAAAAUUAGCUAAAAGAUUAACUCGUAAUGAUAUCAAAAAAUCUACCAAAGAAGCAAAGAAUAAAAUUUCAAAGAAAUUUAAUCGAAAUUCAAAUGUGAUCAUAUAUUCAGAUAAGGAAGAAAAAUCUGAUCGGAAAAUUUCCGCUUCUUCUAAAUCUAAUUCAGGAAGGAAUGGAAUAAAUACAAAAAGCAAAAUACGUUCGAAUCGUGCUAAUAAUGCUUCAGCAAAAACUAUCAUACCAAAGGACACUUCGUUAAAUCAUUUGUCACAAAUUCCUGAAAGGAAAUUAGAUUCAUCGUCACUUUCAAGUAAAUCUAAGACAUCUGAAACUAAAAAGGCUUCAAUGAAUCAGAAAUUCCGGAAUAAACCUAAAAAAGGCAAUGUCAAGAAAUUAAAGAGGAAAAACGGAAAAAAUUGA
Molecule: messenger RNA, 1656 nt
Organism: Loa loa (African eye worm)
Lineage: Eukaryota; Metazoa; Nematoda; Chromadorea; Rhabditida; Onchocercidae
Exons: 5
Coding region: 1-1656 (551 amino acids)
Source: RefSeq, a predicted model, not a curated record